AUGGCCGCCGUCUUUGAAGCUAAUCCAGACGUGAAGUCAUCAACCUUGAUGGAGAAAUUGCAAUGUUUCGUAUUCAUUCCUCUAUUGCCUCUGACUCUGAUUCGUGUACUUGUCCGAAGACUGUUCACACCAAAGAAGAAUCUCAGCGUGAAAGCCGAUCUCAUAUGUACCCUACUUCGCGUAGCACAACCUUGGACACCACUCUCGAUCUUACGCUUGACAGGCCACGCCGUCGGCCCAUUAUUUAGCAGAUCCUGUCGGUUCGGCUCAAACAAAUCCUCCCUUUAUAAGAGAGUGGACGGCAAGAACUUCUCAGGCCACUGGAUCUGCAGGGGCUCACCCAUGAGCACGCCACUCUCGCCCCAAGAAUGCGACAUCGUGAUCUUAUAUCUCCACGGUGGUGCAUACAAGAUUGGCCAUCCGGCACAAGCUCUAGCAGUCUUCUUGCGUGUUGCGGAAAUUGCCAAAGCACAGGGAAUCAAUGUUGCAGUUUUUGGACUCGAUUACUCACUAGCUCCGGAAGCGAAGUUUCCAACUCAGCUACAUCAGACAAGAUCUGCAUACGACUACCUGAUUGAGGAUCAAGAUAUCUCGCCUGGAAAAAUUGCAGUACUGGGAGAUUCAGCAGGUGCACAUUUGGCUCUAUGUCUCCUACACGAUCUAGACGAAACCGGGACAGAGAAACCAGAAGCUGGAGCGUUCUUCGUAGCGCCAUGGCUAGAUCUCCGCUGUUCAAGAGAAGGAAGUUUUGUAAGAAAUCAAGAGGUUGAUUAUCUGAUUCAUUCGGAUCUCAUCGACGAUGGAUAUCAAUUCAUGCCUGCUUCCUACGACAAGACGAACAAGCAUCUGGUCAACUUCACGCAACCAAGGCCUGAGAAGCAAUGGAAGACCAUCUUGCCGAAGAAAGUGUGGGUGGGUAUUGGAGCGAAUGAUGUGUUAUUGGACGAUGCUGUUGCCUUUGUGGAUGGAGUGAGAGAGGCGGGUGUGGACGUAAGAUUGGACGUUCAGGAGGGAAAGUGUCAUGACUGGUACAUGGUAGAAGACUUCCUCGAUGUGUACACCUAUUUCUCAAGCAAAGGAGAGCUAUCGAAGAGAUUGAUGAAGGGAGCGGAUGCUUUGGCUAAGGCCAUCGUUUCGACAGUGAAGUCUUGA
Molecule: messenger RNA, 1152 nt
Organism: Aureobasidium subglaciale EXF-2481
Lineage: Eukaryota; Fungi; Ascomycota; Dothideomycetes; Dothideales; Saccotheciaceae
Exons: 2
Coding region: 1-1152 (383 amino acids)
Molecular function (GO): hydrolase activity
Source: RefSeq, a predicted model, not a curated record